This is a messenger RNA of Myripristis murdjan (pinecone soldierfish), 3076 nucleotides long. It is a transcript of the gene rnf168, whose product is annotated as ring finger protein 168. NCBI's taxonomy places the organism in Eukaryota, Metazoa, Chordata, Actinopteri, Holocentriformes, Holocentridae. Gene Ontology annotation, molecular function: nucleosome binding; ubiquitin-protein transferase activity. The coding region runs from base 213 to 1727 and encodes 504 amino acids. The transcript is spliced from 8 exons. Gene Ontology annotation, biological process: double-strand break repair; protein ubiquitination. The record is from RefSeq and is a predicted model, not a curated record. Gene Ontology annotation, cellular component: nucleus; site of double-strand break.
CGUGGUACCACCGCUUUGACGCGGGUACGGAGCAACGGGCAGCAGCUUCCCGGGGUUUGACGCCAGGCCGAGCUGUUUCACUCCUGCUGCUGCUUUCUCUGUCAACAUGCCGCUACACAGAGCCAGCUCCGGAAUGACCUGCUGAGUCCUCGGCCUUCCCUGUAGUGUUGUGACGGACCAGCGAGGGGAGGAGGAGUAGAAGAAGGAGCAAGAUGCCCCCAGUGUCGGACGUGGAGGUCGAAGUGGCCUCAGUGUCUGAGGGGGUGAGGAAGGGGAGAAGGGGAGGGCCGCUGGCCCGGGAAGACUGCCUCUGCCCCGUGUGUCUGGAGAUCUUCCUGGAGCCAGUGACGCUGCCCUGCCAACACACCUUCUGCAAGGCGUGCUUCCUGGAGUCAGUGGACAAGGCGACGCUGUGCUGCCCUCUGUGCAGGAAGCGCGUGUCGACCUGGGCGAGGCUGAACGGCAGGAACAAGACGCUGGUGAAUGAACGGCUGUGGCAUCAGAUCCAGGCGGCGUUCCCUCUGCAGUGCCAGCGCCGGCUGAGCGGGCAGGAUGGGGGCGAUGACGACGACCGGGAAGGGUCAGUGUCUAUGCCCAGGGUGAGCCAGCCCGGAGAGCUGAGACGAGAAUAUGAAGACCAGAUCAGCAAACUGGCGGAGGAGAAGCGGGCGCUGGAGGAGGCGGAGCGCAGAGCGAGUGAGGAGUACAUCCAGAGGCUGCUGGCCGAGGAGGAAGAGCGGCUGCUGGAGGAGAGGAGGAGGCAGCAGGAGAAACAGCUGGAGGACGACGAGAGGCUGGCCCGCAUGCUCAGCCAGCAGCUGAACUCCAGUCCCAUCUCUCAGGAAAAUGUUCAUCCUGCUGACGUCGCCUCAGCCAAGAAGAAACAGAAGAGCGGUGCAGGACAGAUAGAGAAGUUCCUGUGUCCUCUCCCACCCAAACUGAACACUUCAGACUGCAGUCCACCGUCCAGCUUCAUGGCCAACAAGGAGAACAUCCUGCACUCCCAGGAGGAGCUGCAGUCACCCGCGGUCGACCGUCCGAUGCCUAGCCUGGAUUUCUACGGCAUCGAGACGGACGGCUUCAGAUCCGAGUCUCCGACCUUUGACCUUCCAGCCGGUCACAGACCCUCCAGAAGUUUCCUCAACGGGGACGCAGGGCCGUCGUCCGCCAAGAGGAAAAGCUCUGAGCUGGAGACGACCGAGGAGGAGGCGUUGACGGCCACCAAGCGCAGCUGCUCCUCUCUGCCCUCCACCUCCUCCUCCUGCCUGCAGGAGGCACCGGGCGAGGCGCUGCAGGAGAUCAACGAGCGGGAGGCAGAGCUGCUGAGCCGCUGGCGGCAGGAGGAGGAGGACCGGCGGCUGGCGCUGCUGCUGCAGAAGGAGCUGGACCGAGAGGAGGUGCAGAGAGCCACCGACAGGCGCAAAGGAUCCGCCGACCAGUACCUGCUCCGGCAGAAACACCGAGCCGAGGCGGAGGGCGGGAGCAGCGGCAGACCGAAGCAGGAGACGCCACGCAAACCUGACAAGUCACCCUGCUCUACUACUUCUUCUGCCACCAACAAAAAAACUCCAAAGACUCGCACUUCUUCUUCCUCUUCUUCUUCUUCUUCCUCGUCAUCCUCGGCCAACAAAAAGACUGAGAAGGCUUCCAGUCUGCCGUCCACCCCGCUGCACAGAGGUGGGAAGCAGACCACGCUCACCGAGAUGUUCCCCGGCCUGGGCAGCUGAGCCUCUCUCUCUCUCUCUUUCUUUCUGCCUCCUGCUGUCUCUCUUCCAUCUCCGAGUUAUAACUGUGGUCGUAGAGUAGCGGCUGUGUUUUGGCGCCUGCUGCUGUGACCCGACAUGCGUCACAUGUUCUGCCGCCGCUCGUUCCAAAUCUCGCUUCGUUUUCUUCACAUUUCCACCAGAAAGCAGAAACACACAAAACAGUUAAAAAUACUGAAAAAUACAGAAAAAAAUACAGAAUAAAUACUGUUCAGUUUUUUUUUUUUUUUUUCCCAUAAACGGCUUUCUUCAACUCUGCAUUCUUUCAUUGUUUAUUAUUUUCACAGGAAAGCACCAACUCUGUAACAGUGAACAAAACAUAACAUUUGGGUUGCAGUGCAGCUGAAUGUCCACCAGGGGGCCUCUCGUCUCUUCACAGCGCUGCCCUCUGAUUAGCCUCGUUUUCAGAGGAGAGGGGGCGGUGUUGCAGCUUCAGCAGAGAGCAGAGGCCACAGGUUCAUUGUUUUAACUUAAGGAAGAAUAAGAAAACACUUGAAAGGUUUUAUUUAAUAUUUCCACAGCAGCAGAGGCCAAACACUUCCUAGCAACCAGGGUGUUAUUAGCUUUUCAUCAAAGACCUUCAUGCUAAUCCGUCUUGAUGCAGCGAUGCAUUCUGGUCUAUGUGCCUCUCCUCUCUGUGUCUCUUCUACGAUGGAUUGCUCCCUGUAUGAUUGUUGAAACGUCGAUGCAAAAUGGCGGCUGUAGAAAGUACAAAUACAUCACUAACAGCUGUUUUUUUUUUUUUUUUUUUAAACAGCAUCAAACUGAUUUUCUCUAAGUGCUGCUUUUAAAUAACUCUAUGAGUGACGGUUCCCGUGGUUUUAGCAUGUAACUGCUGCUUCAGAGGCCUUGACAUUUCAGGGGAAACCCCCGCAGCUCUCUGGGCGAGCGGCUGGCUGCCUGCGCUCUGUCUCCCACUGGUGCCUUGUUGUCCUCUUCAUUCUGUGGACAUGAACCUGAGAGAAAACGCUGGGCUUUUAGUCAGCAGAGCAACAGAAUCAAUUUGUACUACAGUUUAAAGUCGUGACACUCAGCGGCCAUGUUCACUUUAGAGGAGAAGAGGAGUCCAGGCGGUGGCUGGUGUCUGUCGGAGGAAGCCUCUCCCAGUGUUCAGGUUGUUUCCAGCCCUCACCGCCCGCCCUGGAGUUUAGUUUGGCUCCUCACUCUCAGUUUUGUGCUGGAGUGCUUUGGGGGUUUUUUGUUUUUGUUUUUCUGGGGGGGAUAAAGGCAAAAUUGACAUGAUGAGAUUGUUGUGGAAGAAUAAAUUGGUUGUGAUUUAUUUUUGUCCGAAAGAAAUAAAAAAUGUAAACAAG